This is a messenger RNA of Closterium sp. NIES-65, 1038 nucleotides long. The record is from the annotation of a GenBank genome assembly. Lineage: Eukaryota; Viridiplantae; Streptophyta; Zygnematophyceae; Desmidiales; Closteriaceae.
AUGGAUGAUAGGAAACGAGGGCAGGGGUGUGGGAAAUCAAGGGCAGGGAGGAGAGAAGCAAUGGGUGAGGGGGAAAACAGGGAGGGGCAGACGGGGGGCAGGGAGGGAAGAAACGUGGGGCAGGGAGGGGAGAAGCCAAAGACAGGGGCAUGGGCAGGCGGGGGCAGGGAGGGAGCAAAGGAGAGGCACGGAGAAAGAAAGGGAGGCGCGGGGAGGGGAGAAACCGGGCGUGGGGGGGGGGGGGCGGAAAAUGAGGGGCAGGGCGGGGAGGAGGGAGGGGCAGGGAGGGGAGAAGCUGAGCACACGGAGGGGGGAAAGGUGAGGCAGGGAGGUAGGAAGCCAAGGACAAGGGGGGGGGGAGAGUGGGGGGGCAGGGAGAGGGGGGAGGUGGGGAGCGGGGAAAGGCGGCGAGGGGCAGGGAGGGGAGAAACCAAGCAUAGGGGGCGAGAUACGAGGGGCAGGGUGCGGAUUGAGGAGGGGCAGGGAGUGGAGUGGGUCGGCGAGGGGAAGGAAGAGGCGUGCAGCAGAGGAGGGGAGGGGGGAGGAGAAGGUAAAGGAGGGGAGCGCACGGGCGGGGAGGAGCGAAUGGCGGGCGGUGGGAAACGGCGAGGGGGGGGGCAGGGAGGGUCAAAGAGGCGGCAAGGGAGCGGGCACGCGGAGGGUAGGGGCGGGGGGAGCGGAUGGCAUGAGGGGGCAGGGGGGUGUGACUAUGAAGGGGGGGACCCGGGCAAGGGGUGUGUAGCGCGGGGUGGGGGGCCCCCGGGGGAGGCUUGCCCAUGCGAAGAAGAACGCCCCCGUGCGCACCACCGUUGGGCGGUUGGAAGCCGCACACCUGGUCGCGGGGGUGUGGAGAGCGGAAACGGGCAGCCCGGGGGAGGGUGGGGCGGUUGGAUGGGACUUGGGGUGUACAGGGGGCAGGGGGAGUUGAGGGGGCAAGGGGAGGGGCAGCAACGGGCAGUGGCUGGGCCAACUGAGGGCACGGAAAAGGGGCGGGCAGAGGGUGAGCAGAGGGGCGAGCGAUGCAAGGGUGGCACAUAG